Messenger RNA from Talaromyces proteolyticus, 1200 nucleotides. Its product is annotated as putative eukaryotic translation initiation factor eIF-4A subunit. Lineage: Eukaryota; Fungi; Ascomycota; Eurotiomycetes; Eurotiales; Trichocomaceae. Gene Ontology annotation, cellular component: catalytic step 2 spliceosome; nucleolus. The coding region runs from base 1 to 1200 and encodes 399 amino acids. Gene Ontology annotation, molecular function: RNA helicase activity; mRNA binding; ATP binding. The record is from RefSeq and is a predicted model, not a curated record. The transcript is spliced from 4 exons.
AUGGCUGAAGGAAUUGAUAGGCGCACGGAUGAUCGGAUGGAGUUCACGACCUCAAAGGAGGUGACCGUGGCUCCUACCUUUGAGGAUAUGCACCUGAAGGAAAAUCUCCUUCGAGGUAUCUAUGCUUAUGGGUAUGAGUCGCCCUCUGCAGUUCAAUCGCGUGCCAUUGUCCAGAUAUGCAAAGGUCGCGACACCAUUGCUCAGGCGCAAUCUGGUACUGGUAAGACGGCGACAUUUUCGAUCAGUAUUCUUCAGGUGAUCGAUACCGCUGUGCGCGAGACUCAAGCUUUGGUUUUGUCUCCCACCCGUGAACUCGCAACUCAGAUCCAGUCCGUCGUUAUGGCCCUCGGCGACUAUAUGAAUGUUCAAUGCCAUGCUUGUAUUGGAGGAACCAAUGUUGGAGAGGAUAUCAGAAAGCUUGAAUACGGCCAACAUGUAGUUUCAGGCACGCCUGGACGAGUUGCGGAUAUGAUUCGACGCCGUCACCUACGAACCCGCAACAUCAAAAUGCUGGUCCUUGACGAAGCGGAUGAGCUGUUGAACCGCGGUUUCCGUGAGCAGAUCUAUGAUGUAUACCGCUACCUACCGCCUGCUACUCAGGUGGUAGUCGUUUCCGCUACCCUGCCUUACGAUGUCUUGGACAUGACUACGAAGUUUAUGACCGACCCAGUACGCAUUCUAGUCAAGCGUGACGAAUUGACUCUGGAAGGUCUCAAGCAAUAUUUCAUUGCCGUGGAAAAGGAGGAGUGGAAGUUCGAUACCCUCUGCGAUCUCUACGAUACCUUGACUAUUACACAAGCCGUUAUCUUUUGCAACACCCGCCGAAAGGUUGACUGGCUCACCGACAAAAUGCGUGAAGCCAACUUCACUGUUUCCAGCAUGCACGGAGAGAUGCCUCAAAAAGAACGAGACAGCAUUAUGCAAGAUUUUAGACAGGGUAACUCCCGUGUUUUAAUUUCGACAGACGUCUGGGCCCGUGGUAUCGAUGUGCAGCAGGUUUCAUUGGUUAUCAACUACGACCUUCCCAGCAAUCGUGAAAACUAUAUCCAUAGGAUUGGUCGAAGUGGUCGAUUUGGUAGGAAGGGUGUUGCGAUCAACUUCGUGACAAGCGAGGAUGUGCGCAUUUUGCGUGACAUUGAGUUGUACUACUCGACUCAAAUUGAUGAGAUGCCAAUGAACGUUGCCGAUCUCCUGUCGUAA